AUGCCUGCUGUGCUUGCUGCCAGGCUCUCCAUCAUAAUGAGGACCGGUUGGGGUCCUCAAGCGGCUUUUGAAGUUCUCGCGCUCUGGUCUGCCGCGUCUGAGGUGCUGAAGAAGUCGGAAAACUCUCCCCGCUCCCCUACUCAGUUUGGCCCUGUUGGCGCGAGGCAGCCCAGUUCUCGCGAGGAAGCCUUUCUUCGCCCUGUUCGCUCAAGGCGUAGGUCCCGGCUUGUUUUCUCGAGGCAGCGUUCCGGCCCUGUUCACUUGAGGUUCACAAAAAUGGAUGCAAACAAUCCCACAACUCUGAUGGAUCUUGCUAUACAGUGUUUGCUGAGACAUGAGUCUGCAGCAAUCCAAGCUCUGGAGAAUAUUCCAAGAUAUUUUUUUAUUCCAUUGUUCAUUGCUGCCUUCAAGGGUGGGCAUAUGAAUAUAUUGAGUGAGAUGGUGAAAGUUUGGCCCUUUUACUGUCUCCAUCUUGGGACAUUAACUGUACGGGAGCCUCAUCGUGAACUCCUGAAAGCCAUGAUUGAGAAUCUUCCAGUAUAUCCUGCAAAGAACUCUGCUUCUCGGAAACCUAAACUGAGGAUCUUAGAUUUAAGGCGAGACAUUGCCUGUAGGAUCACAUGCCCUGAAGUCAGCAUCGAAUCACCUUUCUGUUUACAUGCUUGCACUUAUUCUGACCAGUCUGUCAAAAAAAUGGAAGGACAGCUUCGUUUUACAGAUUUAGAGUCCAUUAUUCGCUUACCCCUGGGGCCUGUCGAAUUACUAGUGGAUUUUUCCCUACGUAGCUCCUUAAUGGAAAAGGAAUUUUUGGUUUUGCUUGUGAGGAAAAUUGUGGAGAGUUUAGGGGCUUUGAACAUAUACCGGCGGGAUUUGCAAGUUGUUAAAUUGGGUGACCGCAGACACACCCGGAGAUUUCUUGAUUUCAACUGUGUUAAUUGGCUGUCAGUUAAUAAGGGUUCCCUGAGUCAUACCACCAACAUCCCGUCUCAGAUGAGCCACCUAAAGAGCCUUAGUCUGCUUAAAGUCCCUUUUAGAUCUCUGAGUCGGAAAGUCUUUAAAAAUUUCCAUAAUCAUUUGCAACGUAUGGAAAACCUUAAGGAACUCAACUUGUCUUCAUUCUGUCUCAAAACCCAUCUGGACAGCAGGCGCAGAGUUCUGCCACCUAACCUGGAUUUUUUGUAUCUGUCAUUCUGUAAUAUAUCCUACAGAGACUUCAGAUUUCUAGCCCAGUGCCCUCAGGUUUGCCAACUAAAGAUGUUGAAUCUUAGUAACAAUGCAAUGUAUUGGGAUGACUUUGAGCCCUUUCAAACUCUUCUGUUAAAUCUCUCUGGUACUCUUAAGCAUCUAGAGAUAAAUUAUUACCUUAUAAAUGAUUCUGCAAUCUCUAUUCUUAUCCCUGCCCUAAUUUCUGGUACUCAUCUCUAUAUCCUGGUCUUUGCUUCUAACCCCAUCACAAUGCCUAUGCUUAUGAAUAUCAUGCGUAGUUUAACACCCUUGAUUAAACUAAAAUAUGUGAUUUAUCCUAUCCCUAUACAUUUCUAUGAACGAUGGGAUUUUCUGGGCAGUUUAGACCGACGGAGGCUUGCUAUUUUACAAGUACAACUGAAGGCGAUGCUACAGGUUGCAGGGAGACGUGACAUGAAAUGGAUCACUUACCCAGAGUAA
Chionomys nivalis (European snow vole) is the source of this 1665-nucleotide messenger RNA. Its product is annotated as melanoma antigen preferentially expressed in tumors-like. Bases 1 to 1665 code for a protein of 554 amino acids. Lineage: Eukaryota; Metazoa; Chordata; Mammalia; Rodentia; Cricetidae. The transcript has 6 exons. The record is from RefSeq and is a predicted model, not a curated record. Gene Ontology annotation, cellular component: cytoplasm.